ACACGUGACAGCAGCGCGGAGCUAUAUGAGCGAAGGCGCAGGGAGCAUCAGUACCAGUCAGCGGAAUCUCAGCAGAAGACUCAGCAGCUCCCGCUCCUCUGCUCUUUCUCUCACUGAACGCAACAGUUUGUUCGCGAGACCUCGAACGCGCAGGUAAAGGGAUUUCUCAGAGCUUCUUUUUUUUCUCCACGGACAAGAGGAAAGCCACCUCCACGCACCACUUACCUCCUCUUUUUCCCACCUCUCUGCGGAACACUCAAGUUUCCUCCGCCGAACAGGGAUGCUGCCCGAUCUGUGAGCCGCACUUGUGCUCUCAAGGAACCCGCAAGGAAGACGUGGAUCGGAAUAACAUCUGGAGCGCGGAACGACUUUUACGCACGCUAAUAUUAGAAAAAAUACUGAGUAAAGAAGGCGCUUUUUCAGUUCCAAAGCAUCAGCCCGUGCCGGGGAGAGGUGUGGAUCUUGUCGACAUUCUCCUCUCUGUCACCGGUGGAUUCGGAAAAUGAUCCCGAUCAGCGAGCAGCCACCAUCCCGUCUGAUGCCUGACACAUCCGAGGAUUGACUGUGCCACACGAGAACGUUCAACUCAGUCCCGUUACACUUUCCCCGGUGCCUUUUUCUUUUUCUUUUUUGAAAACCCAUCCCGAGUCCGAACUACAGACCACCGUCCAGAUGCAGUUUCGACUCUUCUCCUUUGCCCUGAUCAUCUUGAACUGUAUGGAGUACAGCAACUGUCAGGCGCCGUCGCAACGCUGGAGGAGAAACAAAAGAGCUAGCUAUGGAGCCUACCCCAUCUGUAAAGGCUGCUCUGUGUGCUCCAGGGACAAUGGCUGUGUGAACUGUCAACCCAAACUCUUCCUGUUCCUGCGGAGGGAGAGGAUGAGGCAGUAUGGGGAGUGUCUUCACGACUGUCCAGCUGGAUACUACGGAAUGCGCACUCCUGAAGUCAACAUGUGCUCCAGGUGCAGGAUAGAGAACUGCGAAUCCUGCUUCAGUAAAGACUUCUGCACCAAGUGCAAGUCCGGUUUUUACCUUCAUAAAGGGCGUUGCUUUGACAAGUGCCCCGAGGGCUUUGCCCCCAUGGAGGAAACAAUGGAGUGUGGAGAGGGCUGCGAAGUGGGCCAGUGGAGUGAAUGGGGAGCCUGCACUAGAAGAAACAAAACCUGUGGUUAUAAGUGGGGUCUGGAAACCCGGACGCGGCACAUUGUAAAGAAACCACCCAAAGACACAAUACCUUGUCCCACUAUUGCUGAGUCCAGGAUGUGCAAAAUGGCCAUGAGGCACUGCAGGAGAGGAGGCUCAGGGAAACACCGAACCAAAGAACCAAAGAAGAAGAACAAGCAGAGGCUGCGGUUUCGGGCCCAGAACCAGCACAGCGACCACUUGGCCUCGGCGCGGCCCAGCCAAUGAGGACUGAAGUCAACCCCACCAACAAAGGAGCAACGCGAAGCUGCUAGCUGCUGCUACACUCAUACUCUGACCAACGACUCUCACGAACCCCACAACCUCUCCUGCCUCCCAGUGUGCCCCCCAACCAACCCCGGCACUCCCAAGGCCAUGACUCACCAUCCACCGCAAGAGUUCUAUGUAUGACAUCGGUACCGAUCUACUAAACACAUACUUCAUGCCUCCCGCUGCUUCUCUCCCAACGCGUCCAGGUGACUCUACUCCCGCUCCCCCCACCCCCGCAUUGCCUCGUGGACCUUUACAGUUGACAUUACUGAACUCAUUUCCCGUCAUUAGCAAUGUCAUUAACCGUCCAGGGUGAUGGAAGAUAGAGGGGCGAGCCCAGAGCGUGGGGGCGGGAGAGCCAGAUAGAAGGAAGUUGCCUGGAGAUUUAGUGAGGAGUUUGGCACGGUGAGCGGGAAAGUGGGGGAGGCAGAUGACGGAGGAGAGGAAACAAGGGAGGAUGGAAGAAGAUUGAAGCGAAUGAUGCUGAUGGACACAAGAAAAAAAAGGCAUCUCAGCUGAAAGAGACUUUGCUCUAUUUAUGUGUAAAACAAACCCGCGCCUUUUCCUCCCGAAGUCGAGACGGUGUUCCCAAUGUGUGGCCUUUAUGUUCUGUACAUUUUGGAGAGUUAAUAUUAAAGAAACUACCAUGCCUAGUUGCAAAGUAUUUUAUUCUCAGCACAAACUGUUUACGUUCAGACCGCUUACCGCUCUAACUGUAUAGUGUGGAUAAUAAAAGAAUAAUUUUAGUUGUUCAACUAGCAUGGCGAAAGAGUGUUCAUAGUUGAAUUACGACAGCUUCUUACUGUAUUUUCAGUAUUGACCUGUUUACGUUCGAAAUGUUUUAGAAGCUGUAAUACCGAGCUGCAGAUUAAAAAGGAGCAAAAACAAAUAUUAAACAUAGCCGCCACAUAGCUUCUUCAUUUAUAUGCUAUAUAAAUAUAUAUAUAUAUAUCUAAAUAUAUAUAUAUUUGAUUUAUUUAUUAAUUCUAUUUUGUACUAUUUUUGGUUCCAUGAGAGAUUUAUGCCUCUGUACUCCUAUAUGCUUAAAUAUUUGUUGAGGAUAUUAUAAACAUAUUUUGCAUAUUUUUAACACCUGAAAAAAAGCUUUGUGUGUGUGCGUGCGUGUGUGUGUGUCACGCAAUGUUGUAUUGCAUUCGUUUGACCUUAUCUACUGAGUUCACCCUUUCAACGAAGAAUACAAAUAAACUCUGCUUUCAUAUAUAUUCUAGGUUUUAUAAGUAGACUCCAGCAACAGUAAGGUCAUAGGACUGCAUAUGUGUACAUUGUGUUUUAUUAAAAUACAUUUCAUGUGACUGUA
Messenger RNA from Synchiropus splendidus (mandarinfish), 2770 nucleotides. RefSeq names its product R-spondin 2 (gene rspo2). NCBI's taxonomy places the organism in Eukaryota, Metazoa, Chordata, Actinopteri, Syngnathiformes, Callionymidae. The record is from RefSeq and is a predicted model, not a curated record. The transcript has 5 exons. Bases 673 to 1410 code for a protein of 245 amino acids.